AUGAUUGAAAUUACGGCAAAACUCGUUCGAGGCCCUGUGUAUUUUUCCGGAGAGAUUGUAGAAUGUUUGGUGACGUUUACUAAUCCUCCGAAUCCAAAUCAUCAAAUAUCACAAAGUCACAGUGAUCUAUUCGAGAGUCUUGCAUGGGCGAGUGCACAAGUCCAUUGCCAGUGUACAAUGAACAGCAAAAUGGUACUUUCAGAGAAAAUAAAUACUGCAGCUCGCUCAAUAGCAAUUAACGCAAAUACUACCUUUGCACCAUGGCAACAGGACAAUGGACAUGUAGUGCUGAAUACAAAGCCGAAAAUCUUAUGUUGUGAUUUAAGACUGUUACCUGGAGAAAGUAAGACUUAUAUUUAUCGUGAAACAAUACCAAGUGACGCUCCACCUUCAUACAGAGGACAAGCUGUAAAAUAUUCUUAUAAGAUUACAAUUGGAACACAAAGAGUGAAUACAGUUAUAAAACUAUUACGAGUACCAUUCAGAGUACUUUCUUUAAGUGAAUUACCAGAGAUAACAGCGUGCAAUGAUAGUGUGGAUCUGAGUCCGAACAAUCCAUUUAUGGAAACACAACAUAGGGAAACUCCAUUAGAUAUUGCUCUACAAACAUUACAGAAUUUAACAGCCAGACGCAGUCCAAACUUUUACAACGUGACAAACGGCCGCGGACGCGUAGUACGAUUCUGCCUCUUUAAGAAUUCCUACAAACUCGGUGAGGACAUUGUUGGAACCUUCGACUUUUCGAAUGCGACUGUAUCCUGCGUUCAGGUAUCCGUGUCUCUACAGUCAGAAGAGCACGUGUCGGAAGAGUACAAACGGGGGAAGACCGCAACGCCGACAUUGAUCAGCUACAACAAGCAUCACGAGAUGUGUCUUGGUCUCAGGUAUUCACACCUGGUGCUACCGAUACCUUUGCACGUUACGCCAGAUUUUACUACCGAUUUGGUGACACUCAAGUGGCGAUUGCAUUUCGAGUUCGUCACAACGCCGAAACUGAUGGAUAUGCCCAAUGAGAAUACUAUAAGUUGGCAUGGACCGUCGACUCUGGAUGUCGAAACGAUGAUUUGGGAUCUUCCAUUGCACAUUCAUCCAACCACUACUCCACCGAACAUGCCACAACAGACGAAAUACAACACCAUCAUAUAGGUACCAUAACAUAGUAUAUGCACGUAUAUCUAAUAAAACAUCAAUUAAUAUUAACAAUAAUAUAAC
Molecule: messenger RNA, 1212 nt
Organism: Trachymyrmex septentrionalis
Lineage: Eukaryota; Metazoa; Arthropoda; Insecta; Hymenoptera; Formicidae
Product: RAB6A-GEF complex partner protein 2
Exons: 6
Coding region: 1-1146 (381 amino acids)
Biological process (GO): retrograde transport, endosome to Golgi
Cellular component (GO): Ric1-Rgp1 guanyl-nucleotide exchange factor complex; Golgi membrane
Source: RefSeq, a predicted model, not a curated record